Tetrahymena thermophila SB210 is the source of this 1296-nucleotide messenger RNA. RefSeq names its product transmembrane protein. NCBI's taxonomy places the organism in Eukaryota, Ciliophora, Oligohymenophorea, Hymenostomatida, Tetrahymenidae. The transcript is spliced from 3 exons. The record is from RefSeq and is a predicted model, not a curated record.
AUGUUUUAAACUAAUACUUCUUUGGAUAAUUCAAUAACCACUUCAAAAUAAUUAAACCAAGCCCUAAUUAGAAAUAUCCUAAUAUAAAAUUCAGAUGCAAUUAAUAUAUUAAAUUCUGUCUUUUAAAAUAAUACAUCUCUUGAUGGAGGAGCUCUUUAAUUUAAUAAUGCAAAUUAAAUAGCAAUUAAUAAUUGCUCUUUCAAUUACAAUAUUGCGAAAGGUUCAGGUGGAGCUAUAUUCUUAAGAGAAGCUAAAAAACUGAUUAUAGAUAAUAAGUCAAAUGUUUCUUUUAAUUUUGCUGAAAUAGGUGGAGGUGUAAGAGUCAUAUCCUCAUAAUUUGAUCCUGAAUAGACCAUUUUAAAUAAAACUAGAAUUAGUUAAAAUACUGCUCUUAUUUAUGGAAAGGAUAUAGGAAUAUUCCCAUUUAAAAUAAUUUUAAAUUUUUAACAUCAGAAAUUUAGAUAAUUAAAAUAAGCCGAAAAUCAAAAAGAAAGAAAAAGCCUCUUGUUUAACAAAAAAUACUUUGAUAAAAUUAUUUCAGAUAGAAUUUUAGGUGAAGAAAAUCUAUUUAUUGAGUCAUUCAGAAGUGGCAACUUUUUACCAUUAAAUAUACAAUUUGUAGACUAGUACGAUUAGUUAGUUUAAUUUUCUGUUUAAAAGUUAAAAGAUGAGCUUUAUCCUUCUAGUGUAUAACAGGAAUUAAAUUCUUUUCAAAUUGAAAUUACUGCAGAUGAUUUAUUUCAUUCACAAGCUAUUGGUUAAACUUUUGUCAAUUACAAUUAGUAUAAUGAAGACUAAAAAACAUUUAAAUUUACUUCUCUCUAAAUAAAUGCACAUCCUUUAUCUAUUUAAUCCUUUUUAAUUAAGGCUAUAACUAAUUCAUUUUUACAAUCAGCUUUAAUUAAUUUAAAACUAAACAUCUAAUUCCGUUAAUGUUAGAGAGGUGAGAUUUUUAAAGUAAUAAAUUAAAAUAUUAAAAUAUGUGAAGUAUGUUAAAGUGGGUUUUAUUCUUUAAUAGACUCUUAGUAAACUUAAAAUGAAACUUUGACUUGUAUAAAAUGUCCAGCUCAAGCUACUUCUUGUGAAGCUGAUACAAUUAUUCUUAAAGAUGGUUAUUGGAGAUCGAAUAAUUACUCUGAUGAAAUAUUGGAAUGUGAUGACUUUACUUCAACUAUAACCUGCAGAGAAAAUAACCCUGAUAGUAAAUAAGGUUGCAUAAAAGGAUAUAUAGGUCCUUUAUGCUAAGAAUGUGAUUAUGAAGUUUUCACUCUACUAGUACUUAUUUGCGUUACAUGA